This is a messenger RNA of Trichogramma pretiosum, 478 nucleotides long. RefSeq lists its product as uncharacterized. The annotation marks the transcript as partial. The transcript is spliced from 2 exons. NCBI's taxonomy places the organism in Eukaryota, Metazoa, Arthropoda, Insecta, Hymenoptera, Trichogrammatidae. The record is from RefSeq and is a predicted model, not a curated record. Gene Ontology annotation, molecular function: catalytic activity.
UUUGGAGAAUAAAACCACCACAAAAAUCAGAUCCUCCAAUAAUCAAGUUUCAAAUCAGUCUCCUUCUGGAAAACAGGCCAUCCUGUCACAUCCAACGACCAGCAACAAUAAUAGCAACAACAACAACAACGGAAACAGCAACAGCAACAAGAAUCGUUUUAACGCUGUCAGAUUUGACAGAGCUUGUAAUAGUAAAGGAGGUAUUUUGUUUUUAAUCAAAUCCAACAUUAUGUACGACACUCUUGAACUAGGAUUGAACGACCUAGAACAAAUAGAAAUAGCUGCCAUCACUAUAGAUACUUACCCAGAGCCUACAAACAUUAUAGCAUAUUACAGGAGUCCAACUCAUAAACCCGGAAUGUCUAUCUCGUCGUGGAGAGAUGAGUGGCAUGCCGUCAUUGAUAAGGUCAACAAUAUCAAUCAACUAUUCUUUUUAGGUGAUUUCAAUGCACACCACCCCUGGUGGGGUAGCAAUAAA